CUCGAAAGCUUGAAAUCCAUUGGUCCAUCUGUAUACUAGAAAUCACAAAACAUCAAAAAUGAGUUAUGGUAUAAAAAAAUUGUAUACAAAUGUUUGGUAAGAAUCAAAUUAAUGAAACGAGACAAGAGAUAGAAGGAAGACUGCUACUACUACUGGUUACUUGGUCGUAUUAUACGUUAUCCUAGAUGACGCAAUUCAGUAGCUUAGAGACCAAAUUUGCCAACUUACUAGUGGCUGGCUUGUUCAGCUUUCAUGGAGAUAGCAACAAAAUUUGUCGUUGACAAACGACAAACACUCCUUUCACUAAUUAAGCAAAGGUUAUCCCUCCGGAUAUAUCGUUGAGAUAUUAGAUAUCAAGAUUGAUAGUAUAUGGUUUCGUGUUUAACUUUCGAAGUUUAUCAUUCGAAGAGAUUAUUUGGCAGUUACAAGUAAAAUUGUCAAUCAAGGUUGACAAUCCGUGAGAGUUCGCAAGAUUUUUAUGAGAAUUGAGCUAGUUUUGGUCGAUGUAUUUGUCGUGUUUCACGAUUUUAUAUAUUAAAAAGGUGAUUGGGAGGUGAUAGUAGAAUCUGACAAAGGAAAUUUUAAAAUAUAUAGCAUCAUAGCUUUGAUGCAACCCUAGGCGGAAGCAAUGAGGGACACUUUGGUCAUUUGUGCCUUCUUUAACAAUUAACUAACGAAAAUAUUGGAUGGAAAGAUAAUAUGUUUGUUGCAUUAAUUGUGAUAAUAAAAGUGUAUGUUUAUAUAAAAAUAUAGUAAAGGGUAUAUAUUUGUUAACUUGUAGUAGUUGUAGUAGUAAAGUAGUACAAAAUACUAUUAACUCUUGCUGAAAUUAUGUAUACAUAACUAGAGUUUAUAAACUCUAAAGAUUACAUAAUAACCCUAAUAUAUACUAAUAAUUUUACACAACAUAAUACUACUCAUACUCUAAUCGAAUAGGUGGAUUGUUGCUAGCCUUCGAGCAAUACAAGAACAAGCUGACGGCACAGGUCGGAGGAAGAGAACAGGCUGAGCGACUAGUCAAUUAGGGAGUGUUCCUGCUCUCCACCAUCGCCGGCCUCCGGCGAUUUCACCAACAACUAUUACCCGCCACGUACCUUUCUCGGCCUGCGCCAGCCAGUACACCAUCGACGAGUUCGUCGAUCUCCUCAUCUCCGAGCUAUCCAAAAUCCUGCUGAGGCUGAACGAGCUUGGGGCUCGCCGUUUGCUGGUUUUUGGGUCCGGCCAGUUCGGGUGCUGGCCGGCUCAGUUGGCAAUCAGGGCGUCGACGGGGAGUGCGACUCUGAGCUAGUGAACGCAGCGUCUCGGUUCAACUCCGAGCUGAACCGGAUGGUUCAGCGGCUGAACGAUCAACACGGUUACGUUUUCGUCGCGGCUGCCAACUCCGUUGCUUUUUCCACCGAGAUCAGUAACAAUCCUGGGGCUUACGGGUUUACCGAAACGAGGGUGGCUUGUUGCGGACAGAGUCCUUAUAACGGGCUAGGGCAAUGCACACCAGCGUCGAAUCUGUGCCCGAAUCGGGAUGAGUAUCUCUAUUGGGAUUCCACCAAUCCCACCGAUAGGGCUCAGAGGUUUUUUGUCGAAGGAAUCUUGAGUGGUUCUGCAACCGUUGUCUUCCCAAUGAACCUCAAUUCCAUGUUGGCAUUUUAAGAAAUGAAUCCAAAAUCAAGUUUAUCAUCAUCACUCAACCCACUACCAAAUCACACCAUUAAAAUCUGAAAAGAGUAUUAUUUAACUCAGUUACUAAUUGCAAAUCCGGAUAGAGUUACCUCUUGUAGCCAAGUGCCAUCCAUGUGUGGGAAAUUGUGUUCAAAAGUGCCCUUAGUGCUAGCAAUAGCAAGAAGCAGGCCAUCCGGUGAUGCUUUUUUGUUUAUCUCCAGGGUAACAGUGAGUUUCCCUCUUCCCACCACCAAAUCGAAGCAGUAAAUCAAUCCACAAUCUACCGAAUUGAAAUACUGUGGAUCUUCUUCAGCUCUGGCUGGCAUCCGGGGCAUGUAGGAAAAAAAGAGAGUUUUGUGCAGGAACUCCGAGGCUCUAACAAGACUGGAAGGAAUGGAUGCAAUUUCCAGACAAGAACCAUGGAUUAAAGAGCACAACGAUGAUUGGAGAAUAAUCUAACAAUACGUAAAAUCAUUAAUCAAAUCCAAUAAGGUAAAAUCGCAUCA
This is a messenger RNA of Linum trigynum, 2162 nucleotides long. NCBI's taxonomy places the organism in Eukaryota, Viridiplantae, Streptophyta, Magnoliopsida, Malpighiales, Linaceae. The record is from the annotation of a GenBank genome assembly.